AAAAUUAGGCAGACCAUUGAAUUGGAAGCAGCGGCCAGCAUGAGCAGCGACGACGAAGCGCCGAUGCCGAUGCCGAUGCCGGCGCCCAAGCGCCGCCGCGUCAUGGAAAAGGCCACGGAGGCGAACUUGCUCGAGCACCUUCCGAGCGCGCAGAUGUACGAGAAGAGCUACAUGCACCGCGACGUGGUCACGCACGUGGCCUUCUCGGACGCGACGCAGUUCCUCGUGACGGCCUCCAGCGAUGGGCACGUCAAGUUUUGGCGCAAGAUGGUCACCGGCAUCGAGUUCGUCAAGCACUACAAGGCCCACCUCAAGGCCAUCCACGGCCUCGCGAUCUCGCCCGACGGGCUCCGGCUCGCGACGACGUCGGCCGAUGGCACGAUCAAGUUCUUUGACAUCCUCGGCUUUGACAUGGUGCACAUGCUCACGCUCGACUACAUCCCCGGUGCGUGCUGCUGGGCCUUCCCGAAAGGCCAAGUCGUGCCCAAGAUCGUCGUCGCCGAGGUCGACGCGCCGACGCUCCGGGUCUACCACGCCGAGCGCCCGUCCGAUGCACUCCUGCACACGCUGCCAACGCUGCAUUCGGCGCCGGUCACCAUUCUCGCGUACAACCCUUUGCACGACUGCAUGGUGUCGGGUGACAUGAAGGGCAUGCUCGAGCUAUGGAGCCCGUCGACGUAUGCGCUGCCGACGAAAGGCCUCCGCUUCAAGUUCAAGGGCGAGACCGACUUGUACGAGCUCGCGAAACACAAGGCGUUUGCGACAACGAUCGACAUCGCGGCGAGCGGCGACGACUUUGUCGUGACGGCGUCCGACGGCGUCAUUCGCGUCUUCCGCUUCGUCACGGGCAAGCUCCGCCGCAAGUACGACGAGUCGCUCGCCGUCUUUGAAGACGCACAAGCCGACGGCAGCUUGGAGCUCGACGCAAUCGACUUUGGCCGGCGCGUCGCGGUCGAGAAGGAAGUCCUCUCGUCGCCGCCGGUCGCCAACUGCAUUUUCGACGCGUCCGGCCAUUUCUUGCUCUUUCCGACGCUGCUCGGCAUCAAGAUGGUCAACGUCGAGACCAACAAACUCGUGCGCGUUCUCGGCAAGGUCGAAAACACCGAGCGGUUCAUGCGCAUCUGCCUCUUCCAGGGCACGCCCAACGUCAACACGCAAUUCCAAAAGCACGCGUCCACGCAGGCGCAAAAGAAGCUCGUCAUGAGCGACCCCAAGGCCAAGAACGUGACCGACCCGACGGUCUUUGCGACCGCGUUCAAAAAAGCUCGGUUCUACUGCUUCUCGACGCGCGAGCCCGUCGACGACGACGAUGGUGACGAGAGCGGGCGCGAUGUGUUCAACGAGAAACCGACGCUGGACGCGUCGCAUAUCGCGACCGAGACGUCGGCCCAGAAGCUCGGGACGCGCGCUGUCAUCCACACGACGCUCGGCGACAUCUUCUUGACGCUGUACCCGAACGAAGCGCCGCGAACGGUCGAGAACUUUUGCACGCACGCGCGGAAUGGGUACUAUGACAACUGCCUCGUGCACCGCGUGAUCAAGAACUUUAUGAUCCAAACGGGCGACCCGAACGGCGACGGCACGGGCGGCGAGUCGAUCUGGGGCGGGUCGUUUGAAGACGAGUUCCACCGCAACCUGCGCCACGACCGGCCGUUUACGCUCUCGAUGGCCAACGCGGGGCCGCGGACGAACGGGUCGCAGUUCUUCAUCACGACCGUGCCGACGCCGUGGCUCGACAACAAGCACACGGUGUUUGGCCGAGUCGAGACGGGCAAGGACACGGUCACGACGAUCGAGAACGUGUCGACCGACCGCUUUGACAAGCCUGAAGAAGACAUUUACAUUGUCAACAUUGACAUUAUGUAA
Messenger RNA from Saprolegnia parasitica CBS 223.65, 1866 nucleotides. RefSeq lists its product as hypothetical. The coding region runs from base 40 to 1866 and encodes 608 amino acids. Gene Ontology annotation, molecular function: protein binding; peptidyl-prolyl cis-trans isomerase activity. Gene Ontology annotation, biological process: protein peptidyl-prolyl isomerization; protein folding. Lineage: Eukaryota; Oomycota; Saprolegniomycetes; Saprolegniales; Saprolegniaceae. The transcript has 5 exons. The record is from RefSeq and is a predicted model, not a curated record.